UGCAACUUCGUGUGAGUGGAGGAUGGCACUGGCAUUCGUUGCUCGGGUUGCGCACAGUUCGUCUCUGCAGCUAUCGGCAUGCUUUAAUGGCGAAGCCUUAUCAUCUUCAUCAAACUCAACGCUUUUCAUGGGAGCCCCACUCACCUUCUCAGGCUCUGCCCUUUCUGGAAAGCAAUUACAUUCUCGAAAGCAGCUGGUUGUCUUUUCGAAAAAAUUCUCGGGUUUGGAGGAGGCCAUGAGAAUCAAAAGAGAACGUGAGCUUAAAAGUGUGAAAAAAGUUACAAGAAGACCACCAUUGAGACGGGGAAGGGUAUCACCGCGUCUUCUUGUGCCUGAUCACAUUCCAAAGCCUCCUUAUGCAGGUUCAAAUUUGUUACCAGAAAUCUCAAGUGAAUAUCAAUCUCACGACUCUGAAGGCAUUGUUCACAUGAGAGCUGCAUGCGAGCUUGCUGCUCGCGUCUUAGACAAUGCAGGAAAAUUGGUUAGGCCAUCGGUGACAACAAAUGAAAUUGACAAAGCAGUACAUCAAAUGAUUAUUGAUGCCGGUGCUUAUCCCUCACCUCUUGGCUAUGGAGGAUUUCCAAAGAGUGUAUGCACAUCAGUUAAUGAGUGCAUGUGCCAUGGAAUACCUGAUUCUCGCCAGUUACAGGAUGGCGACAUUAUAAACAUCGACGUGACAGUUUACCUAAAUGGAUAUCAUGGAGACACAUCAAAAACAUUUCUUUGUGGGGAUGUUAGUGAUGCAAUGAAACACCUUGUGAAGGUUACUGAAGAGUGCUUGGAGAGAGGUAUUGCUGUUUGCAAAGAUGGUGCUAGUUUUAAGAAGAUUGGAAAGAGGAUUAGUGAGCAUGCUGAAAAAUACGGAUAUGGUGUGGUGGAGCGUUUUGUUGGGCAUGGUGUGGGAAGCAUAUUUCACUCUGAACCACUUAUAUAUCAUCACCGCAAUGACCAGCCUGGUCACAUGGUUGAAGGUCAGACAUUUACAAUUGAGCCAAUUCUUACACUGGGAAGUAUUGAAUGCAUAACAUGGCCAGACAACUGGACAACCGUAACAGCUGAUGGUAGCCCUGCUGCACAGUUUGAGCAUUCCAUUUUGAUUACCAAAACUGGUGCAGAAAUUUUAACAACAUAUUGAAACGGCAUUCUAUAUCUUUUGAUUUUUUGGUUCUGCAUCAAUGUGCUCCUCUAUUUACGAAGUAAAUCAAAUAUACAGCUGAGGGUGAAUCAACUUUCAUUCAUUUUGCUUAGACUAGAGUUCUACCGUAAAAUUGAUGGAAUGGAGAAUUUUCUUAUA
Messenger RNA from Carya illinoinensis, 1294 nucleotides. RefSeq names its product methionine aminopeptidase 1B, chloroplastic. NCBI's taxonomy places the organism in Eukaryota, Viridiplantae, Streptophyta, Magnoliopsida, Fagales, Juglandaceae. The transcript has 10 exons. Gene Ontology annotation, biological process: proteolysis. The record is from RefSeq and is a predicted model, not a curated record. Gene Ontology annotation, molecular function: metalloaminopeptidase activity. Bases 23 to 1135 code for a protein of 370 amino acids.